Brienomyrus brachyistius is the source of this 4401-nucleotide messenger RNA. RefSeq names its product EYA transcriptional coactivator and phosphatase 2 (gene eya2). The transcript is spliced from 17 exons. Lineage: Eukaryota; Metazoa; Chordata; Actinopteri; Osteoglossiformes; Mormyridae. Gene Ontology annotation, biological process: positive regulation of DNA repair; cell differentiation; negative regulation of extrinsic apoptotic signaling pathway in absence of ligand. The record is from RefSeq and is a predicted model, not a curated record. Gene Ontology annotation, cellular component: nucleus. The coding region runs from base 689 to 2116 and encodes 475 amino acids. Gene Ontology annotation, molecular function: protein tyrosine phosphatase activity.
UUAAGAGCCGGGACAUGCGGAGAGCAAAGAAGCAAAUGAAGAAGUGGAGGAGGAACUGGGAUUGGGAAAUUUGUUCAGCAUCACUUCCCCGCCGAUCGCCUAUCACAACAUAAGCCUGAAGGUGUAGUCAAGCAGCUCUGUCCUUGUGGUUUUUCUGCACUGAAAAAAAGAGUUUUAACCCUAACUUUUAUUUUUUAACGUCGCUUUUAACCUGAAAGCUUUUUAAAAGACAGUUUUAGGAGUGGCGGUUAAAAAGAGGACUUUCUGAAAUAAAGAUAUACGUUAUACGAGUUGAACGGACUGAGCGCUUGUACGCACGCAAGGUUCAAGCUGUGAUCUCCUAACUUGGGAAGCGUUAUAGUUUGCCAUUUUAAAACGACAUCGACAUGGAAAGGCCAUUUGACUGAGUUUCACCUCACUUGCAGAUAUAAUGGUGUAGGGGAUGCUAGAUCUGGUGCUGGAACAAAGCAGGAGUGCAGACGCCUUGAAGCCCAUCCACUGGAAGCAGAAUAAACAGACAGUAAACACUCCCCCUUGACCUUUGACCUUCAUGGCGCCUCAGGUAAGCUGAGGGCAAGAAGCUUGACUGACAGGAACCAACUCCGUUUCUGUUAGGUGACUUUUGGGCUGACUCAUUAGAUUUCACCAUCCAGCACGCCUGUCUGUUACGACCUACAAUUCCGUUGCCAUGGCGGCAUACAGCCAGACCCAGUACAGCCCGGCCAUUCAGCCUGCUGGGCCCUAUCCUCCCUACACACAUCACACCCAGGGUUACAGCAUGCCUUCCUACAACAUAAAAACAGAGGACGGGCUGAGCCAUUCUCCAGGACAGAAUGGCCUUCUGGGAUACUCAAACAACUUCAGCGGCACUCCUCCCAGCCAGAGUCUGUACAGCUACUCCGCGCACGGGGGUGGCAUUUCCUCUGGACUCUUCCAGGGAACCAAUGGGAUCACUAGCUCUACACCAUUCAACCCAUCCCAACAGGACUUCACAGCUUACUCGGCCUACAGCCAAACGCAGUACUCGCCGUACUAUAGUUCCCACUACAGCGCCCCCUACCUCACGACCAGCAAUGUCAGCCCUUCGGCUAUGAGUGCCGCCAUACCCUAUCAGCACCCAGAGCUCCCCCCGGUGGCAGCCAGUCACAGUCCAGAGUCCCUCGCAGAGCAUCACCCUCCCCCUAGCCCACCCACUCCCAGCAAAGAGCAAGAGGGGGUUCGAUCUCGGAGGGGCUCUGAUGGGAAACUGCGGGGCAGGAAGAGGACCAACGAUCCAGCACCGCCCCUGGACUCUGACAUUGAACGUGUCUUUGUGUGGGAUCUCGAUGAGACCAUCAUCAUCUUCCACUCCCUGCUGACUGGGACCUUUGCGACGCGAUUUGGCAAGGAUUCUGCAAAAUCUGUGUCAUUGGGGCUAUGGAUGGAGGAGAUGAUCUUCAAUCUGGCCGAUUCACGUCUCUUCUUCAAUGACCUUGAGGAAUGUGACCAAGUUCAUAUUGAUGAUGUGGCCUCCGAUGACAAUGGGCAGGACCUCAGUACCUAUAACUUUGGAGCAGAUGGCUUCCAGACUCCAGCAGGGGGUGCUACACUCUGCCUGGGCUCAGGCGUCCAUGGUGGGGUGGACUGGAUGAGGAAACUGGCCUUCCGGUAUCGACGGGUCAAGGAGAUUUACAACACAUACAAAAACAACGUGGGAGGUUUGCUUGGCAGCCCAAAGCGGGAGGAGUGGCUUCAGUUGCGGCGAGAGCUGGAGGUGCUGACGGACCUUUGGCUCACCCAGGCCCUAAAGGCUCUGGCUCUCAUCAGCUCCAGACCAAACUGUGUGAACGUGCUGGUCACCACAACCCAGCUGAUCCCAGCCUUGUCCAAGAUCCUGCUCUACGGUCUAGGUGCAGCCUUUCCCAUUGAGAACAUCUACAGUGCCACAAAGAUAGGGAAGGAGAGCUGCUUCGAGCGUGUGGCCCAGCGCUUUGGCCGCAGGGCCGUCUACGUGGUGGUGGGGGACGGAGUCGAAGAGGAGGCUGUCGCCAAGAAGAAAAACAUGCCGUUUUGGAGGGUGUCAUGCAGGGCUGACCUAGAAGCCCUUAGUCAUGCACUGGAGCUAGACUACCUCUAGGGGGAAUCAGAUGCCUUUACACUUUCUUCCAACAAGUCUUUACCAUCUCUCCGUGGACAAGAUGUCAAAAACAACCGGAAGAAAACAAAAGCCAAAAAUAUGGGACUGAUAUAAUCUGCAGGGAAUGGCAAGAAAAUACUGGAAAACCUGGGAUUUUAUGAAACAUGAUUUUGGACUGAAAUCCAACGGCUUCGUGUGCAGACCUUGCGUCUCUCAUUGAACUAUUGCAAUUUGCACUGAAGCAGGACCUUUGGUGGGAGUGAACAGCUCCAGGUGGUUUGGUUUUUCUCAGUUAAAAAAAAUACUUCUUCGGUACCAAAUUGUUCAUUGCGAAGCAGGGAACAGCUACAUUUUCAAGUCAGGUAACUUGCAGAAUUGACCAAAGAUCGCGAGUCUUAAGUAACUUUAUGGUAAAAAGCAAAUUUGUGUCAUUAGCUUGACAUCUGUUCAGAUAAAGUCUCGAUCGACUGGUUUACACGAUGAUGGCUUUAGGGGAAUGCAAACAUUUACAGGCCAUAUUGAAUACCAUAAUAUGCUGCCGAAUUAUCUUUAUACCACUGGGAACUGGGGUUAACUGUAGUUUAAGAGGUUGUAAAGAAUAGCUUAGGGCACUUUGCUGUAAGAUGUAGUUUAUUUUUAGAUCUGUAACAAUUCCCUCGCUAAAUUACAGUCAGAUGAUUCAAUCAAACCAGAGUCUUACCUAAUGGGAGGAGCAGAUGCUCAAGACAAGCCUAGACAUCUUAAGCAAUUUUUGAUGAGUCGUAAAGCUGAAAUACAUGAGGAACCGAGGAGCAAUUAUCCCAAACAGACACUGACAGGUAAUUAUAAUUGCCCUGUUUUAUAUGGCUUAAAAUGAUAAUAGCACAACUAGUCAUUGCUAUAUAAAUCAAGCAUCAAUCAAGCGUGAUUUUUUUUGGAGGUGUCAGACCUCUAACGAAACAAGAAGCUGGCAGAUGAGCAAAGAGCAGAGAGGCAAAUUACAUCAGGAUCUUAGCUUGGUGACAAUGUUUUUGUUUUUUUUUUUUACUUUUUUUUAACAUUUUUUUAACCUUGUGGAAAAGGUGGAAAUGAAAAAGCAAAUCGUUACAAAACAAAACAGUAUUGUACAUAUAAUAUCAUAGACGUUUAAUAUGUCUGAAUUUUAAUUGGCUCUUUUUGCUUCAUAAAGAUACUGGCAUACAGUCAUCUCAGUCAUUCUUCAUGGGUUGCUCCGACGAGGGAGACGAGCAAAUUUCACAAAAUAUAGAAUAUCCUUCUGCAGCUUAUCGUUGAAAUGCAAGUCAAAGUACACUACUAAUUAUACUAAUUCAUUCUUCAUUCUCUCACAGUUGUGGCUAUAUCCUUAAAUCUGCCAAUGACAAUCUUUUAUUUAAUUUAUAAAAUAUUCUAUCCCUUGUCUUCUUCCGCACUAAGAAUUUUUGAGUGUUCCUCUGUAUUAAUAAAAUGAAAAAAUAGCUGGCCACCAAAUUCAGUGUUGCUGGGUGUAUAUUUGUUUUUCUGUAUUAUUUCUUUUUAUUGCUUUACUAAAUGUUUAUAUAUAUAAAUCGUGUGUUAUAAUGGUAUGGGUUGUUUUUGGUCUCUGCAUGUGUUUUACAUUUGUCUGUAGCUCUGAUUUGUAUAUAAGGUUUAUAUGUUGUUUCUGUUUUAAUGGUCCAUUAUAAUAGAAUAAUAAAAUAAUUUAAUUAAAUUCUUCAGACAAAUUAUUUUAAAGAAUUCAUUAUGAAUACUUUUACUGUAUAAUUGUUUCAGUCGGUAAUUCUGUGGUAAAGCAUAGUGUAAAAUAUACUGGUGAGUAAGUGAUAGACCGAAUAUAACCAUCAAACUCAAAUUUGCUCUGGGAUUUCAGAAUAGAUAAGAUAGACAAAGCAUUGAUUAGAUAAAAGCAGUAUUUAAGUAGUAAAGGCAUAUUUACCGUGGCGCACUUCAUGUUCUGACACGUAAGCUGUCAGAAAUAGUUAUACUGAAUGAGAUUUUAAAAGGUUUUAAAAGGCUUGCUUUCAAAGCAAAAGCACUUAAGAAUAACAAAUAUUUUCUGCAAUAAAACAAGCCCACACAACAUUUAUUGGACGUUCAGUUGUUUCUGUUAACAUCCACAAUUAUUUAAUUGUCCACUAUUUAAUUUUGAUCUGUUUACUGAUUUUGUUUAUUUGAUAUUACUUCAUGAAACUACUAACAGAAAUUUGUAUUGUUGAUAACAACCUGCUUCCGAUUUCAACCUACUAUUUGACCAUUGAUGUGUUUAAGCGUUGGUGUGAAAAGAAUUAAAGUCUUCCCAAGGGAUUCUA